Molecule: messenger RNA, 590 nt
Organism: Theobroma cacao (cacao)
Lineage: Eukaryota; Viridiplantae; Streptophyta; Magnoliopsida; Malvales; Malvaceae
Source: RefSeq, a predicted model, not a curated record
CCUAGCUAGGCAUUGUUCCUGCACAUUUCCUGAAAUUCUCUCUUCCAACUCCACAAAAGCUUGCAAGCCAUACUUUGAAACUCUUCCCAGAAUUCUGUCAAUUUUCAUACCAAUGGAGCUGCAGAUGUCCUUGGGAGAUUCCUUAUUAAUGAAGGUGGGCAUGUUUGUGGUUGUUCAAGCAUUGGUUUAUCUCAUCCUUUCCAAGUCAUCUGAUAUAUUCGCCAAGAACAAGGUGAGAUCAUUAAGCUUCAAACCUGCUCGUUCUGUUAGCAUUCGCCGUAUGUUGGCUGCUAUCUCUGAUUUACCACAAGGCGUGGAGGCAUCACCGUCAUCGAAGGGUUUAAGAUCACCAACCCAAGAAUAUCCCAAAAUUGAAGAACAUCAAUCGUACUAAUAAUCAUGUUUGCUUCUUUGUUUUACGAUGAUUCUUUCGUCCUUUGAAAAAUUGCACCCUGAAAUAUGUAUUUGCUAUUCAUUGUUCUGAUAGUCUAGAACGCAUUUGUUCCGUUUUUGAUUCUUGUAUUUUUCAUUUUUGAUGGAUAUUCUUGUAAUUAUGAUCAUAUAUAUAGACAUUGAACAAUUACUUUGAA